Molecule: messenger RNA, 2834 nt
Organism: Menidia menidia (Atlantic silverside)
Lineage: Eukaryota; Metazoa; Chordata; Actinopteri; Atheriniformes; Atherinopsidae
Source: the annotation of a GenBank genome assembly
AGGAAAGGAUUCUCCCGAUUUCAUCAGUUCGGUGUUGCACUUUGCUUUUCAUUGUCAAAAAUAACAUCACGUUUUUUUUUAUUUUAUACCCGAAGCCCCCCACUUCCGGUGCCACGCGGCCUACCGCUGGGCGUCUUCACACAGCUGGGUUGCUUCUGGCUUCGUGGCCCAUUGAAUUGAUCGGCACACGUUAUUUAGUCCCUAUAGUCCAGCUGCACUGGUGGAAAAUGAGGCGUUUGGCGGCGGCCCUCUUAGCCGUGCUGCUGCUCGGCUCCGGGGCUUCCGGGAAGACGGUGAGCGGACUUUUUAAGAGCGAAGCGGCGAGGCAGCAGAAGGGCCAGUUCAUCUCCAAAUUCAUGUACCAAGGUGACGACGGCCUGCUGGUGUGCCGGCUGGACAACCCUUCCCUGGCCGCAGAGAAGGAGUCCAGACUGCUGCUGUACCAGGACAUGGACUCGGACCUGGACAACCUGAGCUGCUGGGAGAGGCUCGGCAAAGCCCAGUUCAGCAUUUCCCUCAGCCAGGCCGAGCACAACCAGAGCAUCCCUCGUCUGUCUGCCCCCACACCCUGGCAGCUCCUGUAUGCUGACAGAUACACGUGUCAGGAAAGCUCUGUGAUCCCGUCCCACGCUGACCUGGCUUUUACUGUCCUGCUGUUUAACGCUGACUCGGCAGGGAACCCUCUGGAGCACUUCAGCGCCGAGGAGGCAGGUCUGCACAGCUUCUACUUCCUCCUGCUGCUGGCCUACUUCAUAGCCUGCUGCAUCUACAUCCAGCCUCUGUACCAGGCUCUGAUGAAAGGGGGCCCCAUGCACACCGUCCUCCAGGUGCUGACCACCGUGCUGGCUUUCCAGGGCUGCUCUGCCCUCUGCAACUACAUCCACUUAGCCAGGUACUCCAGAGAUGGCACGGGCGUCCCCCUGAUGGGCAGCCUGGCAGAAUUCUGGGACAUGGUGUCCCAGGUGUCCAUGCUGUACAUGCUGCUGAGUCUGUGCAUGGGCUGGACUCUGAGCCGGGGCAGGAAGCCUCAGUCCAGGCCUCUGCAGUGGGAGCGCUCUCCGGCCUCCACCGCCGUCGCUGUGGGCGGAGUCAUCGUACAGGGAGUGCUGCUGCUGUGGGAGCAGUACUCUGAAUCGGAGCGCGAACAUCACAGCUACCACGCCCAGCAGAGCCUGGCGGGCCUCCUCCUCAUGGCUCUGAGAGUGGGCCUGGCCCUACUGCUGGCCUCCAUCCUCUUCCAGAUCAUCUCCACUGAGAGGAGCAGCCUGAAGAGAGACUUCUACCUCAGCUUCGCUAAGGGCUGCUUCCUGUGGUUCCUCUGCCACCCCGUCCUCGUACUCACAUCUGCGAUCUUCAACGAGCACCAGAGGGAGAAGGUGGUGACCAUCGGUGUCAUCCUCUGCCAGUCCAUCUCUAUGGUUGUCCUCUACCAGCUCUUCCUGUCCCGAUCUCUCUACUGGGAGGUGUCCUCCCUCUCCUCCGUGUCUCUGCCUCUCACCAUGUCCAGAACAAACCACAGGGGGCGUUACUGAGCACAUACCGUGAUCAUUAGCAGUACGGGCAGACCAACGCUGUACCUCUCCGUGUCUGAGCAGGAGGACAGUCUGAGGACAAAGAAUGAGGACUGCGCUGUUGUCCCAGGAGAACAGUUAAAGCCACAUGUAAGGACAGUAUUUACUGCCACACUUGCCUCUGAUUUAGGCUGGACCCCGCAUCACGACUGCUGAGUGGAGGAAAGGAGAGGGGCAUCAAUGCAGCGCCAUUUAGGGCUUUUCUGCUCUUUCUUUGGCUCUCCCGGACAUGGGUCGAUGGACAUAACCUCAUAAACAGAAAUGCAUGGUGAGCAUGUGUCAUCUGGUGAGGUAGACAGGGAAGACGGAGAGGAAAACACAAGUGUUCACUGGCACAUGCCGAGGUAGGGAAUGUUUUCGAAGGGUGCCUGCCCUUAACUUUAUUGAGCACAGUGUAGCAUCAUGCUCAGGACUGGAGUUCAUUUAAAUCAUCCACAUGAUUCACCUCAUUUGAGCUUUCAAUUUGCCCUCAAAAGGUUUUAAGAUGGAAAAGGAAGAGUAUUCCUUUUAAAGAAAGCAUUGUUUGUUCUAAUUAUAAAAGACAAAACCAAGAAUGUGCUUACGAAUAGUACGAUUUAUUUUAUUGGGGACGGAUUUUUAGCUGUGGAUGAGUCCACUUUGGAGUUGACCGCAUACACUAGGUUUGAUGUACAGUUUGACAGAAUUUAAGUUCACAACAGCGUCAGCCCAUUGUUGGUUUGGUCUUUCUUUGUUACUGAUAAAAUGGUCAGUGUAUGUAAGGUUGAGGGUGUUUGUAGAAGCAAGUGGGUGGACGAAUCCAGACUGAAGUUACGAUGGGGAUGUCAGUCAAUGGAGCACAGGAGGGUUGAAUGGCCUUUAGUGAAAAUAAAUGUAUGCAGCAUGUGUUCCAUUUAGGAAUGGAGAAUGACCAACUUUUGCCCUCAAAUAGCCUAAGUGAUGAUUACAGAGAGCUCUGAUUCUAUACCAUAUUCAGUUGGCUAUCACAAUAGAGCAAGACAUUUCUGAUAUGUUAAAAUAUCUUCUGAAAAACAGCUUUAGGCCACAAACCGAUGCAUCACCCACUUCAGAUACAUCAUACUUGAAAAUGAAGCCUUAUCUGUGUUUUUAUCUUUUUUAUUUUAUCAGACAUGGCAUUGUCUUCUGUCCAGUGUGUUCAAUGGUCCAUACUUGACUUAUUGCAAAGAGGUCAUUUCCAAAUAAUAUAUUACUUUUUAUGUAACCAGUGGAGAUAUAAUGCUUGUGAUUAAGAAUUAAUGAUCAAAUACAUUUCAACUAUCAAUA